Messenger RNA from Protopolystoma xenopodis, 270 nucleotides. The record is from the annotation of a GenBank genome assembly. Lineage: Eukaryota; Metazoa; Platyhelminthes; Monogenea; Polystomatidea; Polystomatidae.
AUGUCCCGGUCCAUGAUGUCGGCCACCUCGGAAAGCCUGAAAGCUAUUUGGUGUGUCGUGGAAUUGCUUCUGACGAUCCAUAGUCUGGCUCUUUCUCUCCUCAGUCUCUUCAUUCGAGCGCUUGGAAAUCCUCCGCUUGUAACGGUCGCACUCAAAUUUGUUUCAUUCCACUAUCUUCGAGAUUCAAGCCUGAAUCGUGCUCGCCGCCAUGUGGCUGCGCAGAGGGAGGGGUUGAAUCAGAGCAGCGACCCAUGUCGACCAUAUAAUUAG